AUGGCUGCUGCUCCACCGUCAUCGUCAUUAACAAAUGACUUUUAUUUUGCUUGUCGCAACGGUGAUGUGGAAAAAGUUCAACAACAACUUCCAUCAAUGACGUUGGCAGAAAUUAAUGAAAUUCAAUCGAACGGUUCCACGGCACUUCAUGCUGCUACCUACUACGGACAUAGAGAAAUAGUUAAAUUAUUAUUAAAGUGCGGUGCUAGUCGUUCGAUAAAGAAUAAAUAUAAAUGUAUACCAUAUGAGGAGACAGAAAACGAAAAUAUUAAGAAAUUAUUUAUUCGUCCAACGCCAAAUAGAUUUAUUGGUAAUGGUACAGGUCACAUUGAUUGGAUGAAAUGUGAUGACGAGGCAGAUGAAGUGGCAAGUGAUUAUCGCUAUAGGCAUUCCGGUUACGGGUGGAAAGAGAAACAUUUCUCUCGACGACUUAAUUUUAUACGUGAUGGAAUGUCUCAUGCCAAUCUAGAAAACAUUCAGUUGCUGUUAGAUCGUGCAGAAAAAGAACAAAAUCCAGAACAUUUAAUAACAGCAUAUACAGCUGAAUCGGACUUUUAUAAAAGAUUGAAUGAAGAUUUAGCAACAACACAUUUUGAUCAAGGUUCAAAUUUUGGUAUUACAUAUUUUGUUGAUUUCUUUUAUAAUAAUCCAGAAUUUGCUAAGCUAUCCUAUAAAGGUAAAGUCUAUCGUGGUAUGACUAUGACACGUGAUGAUUUAAAACAGUAUGGUAAAGGUGUUAAGUUAAUGAAUAAAGCAUUUAUGUCAUCAACAAAAGAUCGAAAAGUAGCUGAAGAGUUUGCGAAGAAAGUUCGAGUUGAUCGACAAACUUUAGAAGGUGAGCAUGUUUAUUUAAGUGCUUUAUGCACAUAUGAAAUUGUAAACAAUCGUACCGGUUUGGAUAUUGAACAAAUGUCGGAAUACAAACAUGAAAAAGAAGUAUUAAUUGGACCAUAUUCAGCAUUUGUGGUUGUCAAUGUAAAACAAAAUGAUCCGGACUAUGUUGAGAUUGAACUUCGAGAAUGUGAAAAGAAGGAUGAAGAAGAGGAUUAG
Messenger RNA from Didymodactylos carnosus, 1050 nucleotides. Lineage: Eukaryota; Metazoa; Rotifera; Eurotatoria; Philodinida; Philodinidae. The record is from the annotation of a GenBank genome assembly.